CUCGCCUGGCCAGUUUAUCUUGAUGUGUAGAUGUUCAGAAUGUUAGGAAGGCUACUGGACAGUUGGGUUUGAACAUACUCAUGUUCCUUGUUUCUUUUAUUCGAUACUAUGAUAUACUCUUUAUAGAGACGAUCCUAGUUAUAGAAGCUAGAUCGAUUAAUAGCGAGAUCGAUAUUCAAAUCAAAACGAAUUGAACAUGAGAUGAAUAGAGAGAUAGUCUUGUAAUAUUUCUUACAUCCUUAUAUCGAUAGACAGAGACAAUAACAACAGAUGAACAAAUAUGGAGGAAUGGCGGAUGGCUGGCCAUAGUACGCUCUUGCUGCACACUACCACCACCCCACACCGCUGUCGUACUGCUGCUCUUUGAUGUGCUCUUACAACUUAAGUCAUGGCUACUGACUAGCACAAACUGCUUUCAUACGGAUGUAGUGUUCAGACGUGUUGGAGGAUCUUGCUCUGUCAAUACUGUUUUUUGAAAGAUUCAAUUUUGGCAUUGAGCGAGAGCUGAAUGGAGGCUUGGAUUAUAUUUAGGAGCCGACGGAUUAAACUAAUCUGUGUUCUCAAACUCUGGGUAACAUGUACUGUCACUACGAUGGCUCUGUAUCUGUCCUUACAAAUAGUCCAGGACAUCAGCACAAGAAACGAAUGGCUUCUCAGGCACUAUGGCGACAACCAAAGGGCGCGGCUGGUCAGCCAAGUGGAACAGGAACACAUGAAUCAAACCAGUUCUAUGACGGCGCAGUCUCUGUGGGUUGUGAUCGAUGCUACAACGCUUAAAGAGUGUAAUCUGACAAGGAAGUUUUCAGCUCCCUCUGAGUGGAGUCUGGUGAUAGUGUCUACAAACGUCUACCACAUCUCCUGGUGCAGACCUCCUUCCUGUUUCCUCCUCACCCCAAAAGACUGUAAGCAUCAUCUGAGCUCCUGGGCCACGUCAAGUCUUCCCAGCUGCCCCUCAAGGCUGACUGGCUUUCUUUACGCCAUCUCAAAGGGGGCGACAACUAUAUUUAGCCCGAACUGCGCAGACUCCAGUUCUGACACGGACCUGGUGUAUAACCAGUGUGCAACUGACCAUCCGUCUGGCUUGUUGUACAACAGUCCACUAUACUUCGAUGUCGACGACUAUGUCAGCUCCCAUUCUAACGGAGGGGUGACCUGCAAGAGUACGUCCCAUUCUCUCUCUCACGGUAACAAGUAUCUCAUUCAACAGUUUCAACGCGUAGAACUAUUGGAAAUAGUCCCUUUCCAAGAGAGACAACCUUUGCAAGGAACAAGUAAAAAGAAUAUUCUCUCUAGCCUCCCUUUGAUUGUCACAGGUUUUCCUACUUUUGCUUUGUUAUCAGAUAGAAGCUACUGCCUCAGCGGGUCAUCGCUUCUCUGGAUAUACACUCCGCCUGAUGUGCCUGGUUGGUUUGCAUCUGUUUUUAGAUCGAUUUGGUUGAACUCUAUCAAGCGGUAUUUUGAUAUUAAUAUAGGAUACUUCCCAGUGGCUGUUGGCAAAGGUCACAAUUCAAGUCAUAGCUGUCCGUUAGAAAAAGUCAUUGACAUGGGUGAAGUGCUGGCCAACAAGUCCAUCGUUGACUGUGUGACAGACCUAGCUUGUGAAGACGUGGAGCGGACAAACGUCUGCGUGGUGUCGCUAGCCCUGGACACCUUCACCUGCCUACGCCCUCUAGUAGCGGAUGCAAAUGUCAACAUUUCUUACCUGCGUGCUUCUCUGACCGCCUGGGUGGACGACUUUGUCCUUGUGUCAGGUAACCGUCUUUCACGUGUCCUCCAAAUCAAAAGUCAGGAACGCCAAGACUUCUUAGGGGAGUCAGUCCAACUCGUGUUUGGUAAAAGUCUAACUCUAGAUCUUAACGUAAAACCAAUCUAUCAGAAUGGCGCUGACUCUGUCGCCGUUCAGUACAUAAAAAAAGUCUGUCCGAGACUGGACAUCAACGUGACCACGACCUUUGACCGAUGGUUAGCUCCGGCAAUUACGGAUAUUGUUUUGGUCAUUUUAAUGGAGGAUGAAAACUUAGCUAAAGGUCUUCCCUACCUGGAGUACGUCCAUAGACAGUACUUCCUUCACAUAGUGUACUGUGUUCUUUCUGGCAGUUCUUCAUUUGAACAGUUUGUCACCAGAUUAAAGCUUGAACAUAUUAGUUAUAUAACAGGACAUCAUAAUAAUACCAUGCACACGUACUCCUGCCUUAGUCACGUGAUGCGGUUGUCACUUCCGGUCAAAGGUUAUCUUCUCAUUCACCAGAACGUGCUGCUGAACACGUGGAAGCUGCUCAAUCUCUCACGUGACCGAAUUUGGUUUCCUCAAGGCUUCUCAAAACUAAACAUUUAUAAAACCAAGUCCUACAACUUGUGGGCUAAAUGGAACAAUCAAUCAGACAAAGAAUCUCUCAUGAGAGUCUUCAGUCAGCUCCACAGUGAAGCCUCUAACAUCAGUGAAAAGAAUCAAAAGGGGAGAAAAUUCUCUCAAAUAUUUUUGAACACUUAUUUCGACAACUUACAAACGGACUACUUGUUGUCCAGCGCGGUCAACCUUGUGUACAUACCUGACCAACUUCGGGAAGUGUACCUGACCGCAGCAGAAAUGUUUUCUCGUGCUAAUGUUUCAAACAACAUUGCCUUUCCAGCCCUCCAUUUCGGUCUAGCCCCGUCUGCCAACGUAACUUACCUCCCUUCGUCCAGUUUGUCCGGUGAAGACAGAAACUAUCCGUGGAAUUAUUUCUCACAAUUUGACAGCUACGCCAUCUACCCAUUGUCAUUGGACUCUCACUUAGCUAGCAGUGAAGGGAGACAAUUUUUCUGCAGAACAUUCCUCGGUGAAUUAGAUUCAAUUUUUAGAACUAAACCAAUUUCCUGAAUCAAGUAGAGAGGGAUUUCUUAUGGUCCGACAGCUACGCUGGGCAGGGCAUAUAGCCCGUAUGGUGGACGAAUGUAUGCCAAAGGCAGUCCUUUUUGAUGAGCUGAAAGGUGGUAGACGUAACAGACGUGCCCCUCAGAAACUCUUUAAAGACCAGCUUAGGCGCCAACUUGCUUUAAAUGACAUAGAAGAGAUCAACUUUCUGCAGGCGGCUUCGGAACGGGACAGCUGGAGGUCACUUACAAAGGCCGCGGGAUACACAUUUGAGGUUAAAAGAAAA
Biomphalaria glabrata is the source of this 3140-nucleotide messenger RNA. RefSeq lists its product as uncharacterized. The transcript is spliced from 5 exons. Lineage: Eukaryota; Metazoa; Mollusca; Gastropoda; Planorbidae. The record is from RefSeq and is a predicted model, not a curated record. The coding region runs from base 509 to 2860 and encodes 783 amino acids.